Messenger RNA from Pocillopora verrucosa, 993 nucleotides. Its product is annotated as uromodulin-like. Gene Ontology annotation, molecular function: calcium ion binding. The record is from RefSeq and is a predicted model, not a curated record. Lineage: Eukaryota; Metazoa; Cnidaria; Anthozoa; Scleractinia; Pocilloporidae.
CAAGUGGAGUAUAACACCGUGCUUUUCAGCGUAGUCAUGGAAAUGUUUUGGACAUCUCGCUCCUUCAUCUUUCUUUACCUUUGUUCUUUGAUGGACUUUUCUACCGCUGAAGAUAGAUGCAAGAAAGAAGUUAACAUACCUGGUAUGGCUCUCAAGGGAUUCGUCUUUAAAAGAAUUUCAGCAACAGCCCCUCAUAGGUGCGAUAUCGCCUGCGAGAGAGAAGUUGUAUGUCAAAGCUAUAAUUAUGUAUUUGCGGAAAAGGUCUGUGAACUAAACAACCGAACAAAGGAAGCAAGCCCUGACAAUUUUCGGUCAGACGAAGUACGGUUUUAUAUGAGACGCAUGAACGGUCGAGCCCCCUUAGGUUCAUUACCUGAAUUAGCAGCGUUAUCGUGCCAUGAGAUAAAGUUAAGUGAGGGUAAAGACACAAUCAGUAAAAAGUACUGGUUGGAUCCUACUGGCAUUGGGAAACCAGUGUUGGUUUACUGUGAUAUGAAAAUGGAAGAUAUUGAUGAAUGCAAAAGUGACAAACCGGUCUGUGACGUGAAUGCAAAUUGCAUCAACACCUAUGGCUCAUAUAAUUGCUCCUGCAAAGAAGGAUAUACUUGGGAUGGACGAUCAUGUUUAGCCGAUGCAUGUUUCCACUACAAAAAUCUGAGUGACGCUACAAGAAAGAGCACAUACAACACAAGCCAUGACGUCUAUGAUGACGACAAACUCUCUACGGGCUGGUACCGUUUUAUGGGAGCCGCAGGAACAAAAAUGCUAACAACGUGUGUUCCGGAAUUCAGAUGUGGCACAUAUUGGUCGGGCUGGCUCAAUGGUAGCCAUUCUACAGUGGAAGAUGGUGAAGUAACUAGGACGGUAUGCUUUAGAAGAGGUUCCUGCUGCAGGUAUACAGUGAAAAUUUCUGUGAAAAGCUGUGGAUCCUAUUAUAUAUACAAACUCUUUGCGACACCAGAUAGUAAUAUGCGCUAUUGUGGUUCAGACUGA